Microthlaspi erraticum is the source of this 1416-nucleotide messenger RNA. The record is from the annotation of a GenBank genome assembly. Lineage: Eukaryota; Viridiplantae; Streptophyta; Magnoliopsida; Brassicales; Brassicaceae.
AUGUCUCGUCUUCUACAAACAUCAUUCCUUCAGUCGACUACUUCGCUCCAUUCGAGAACCGGAGCCUCCUCUGUUCCGGGUUUCCGGGUUAACAAGCCGAGAAUCGUCCAUGUGCGAGCGAAGAUCAGAGAGAUUUUCAUGCCGGCGCUCAGCUCCACCAUGACGGAAGGCAAAAUCGUGUCAUGGAUUAGAUCAGAAGGCGAUAAGCUGAGCAAAGGAGAGAGCGUUGUGGUGGUUGAAUCCGACAAGGCGGAUAUGGACGUUGAGACUUUCUACGACGGUUACCUCGCCGCAAUCAUGGUCGAAGAAGGCGGUGUUGCUCCCGUUGGAUCCGCCAUUGCUCUGUUAGCUGAAACAGAGGAAGAAAUCGCCGAUGCUAAGGCUAAAGCUUCAGGUGGUGGCAAUUCUCAAUCUCCUCCGCCUCCUCCUCCUCCGGCUUCUUCUCCCGCCGCUGCCGAAGCACCUGUGGCGGUUGAGAAGAAGGUUUCCGUUUCGGUUCCAUCUCCGAUUGCGUCUGCUGUGCAUCCGGCGUCGGAGGGAGGGAAGAGGAUUGUGGCUUCUCCGUAUGCUAAGAAGCUAGCAAAGGAAUUGAAUGUGGAGUUGGCUGGUUUGAUUGGAAGUGGACCAAUGGGAAGGAUUGUGGCUAAAGAUGUGGAAGCGGCGGUAGCUGGAGGAGGAGCUGCUGUGAAAACAGAGGUAGCCACCGUGGCAGCGGCGGCGCCGGCUCCUGCUACUGGUGUAGAGCUGGGAUCGGUGGUUCCGUUUACGACAAUGCAAGGCGCUGUGAGCAGGAACAUGGUGGAGAGUCUUGUGGUUCCUACUUUUAGAGUCGGAUACACUAUCAACACUGAUGCUCUUGAUGCUCUUUACAAGAAGAUUAAGUCGAAAGGAGUAACAAUGACGGCACUACUAGCAAAGGCAACUGCGCUUGCACUAGCAAAACAUCCAGUUGUAAACUCGUCUUGCAGAGAUGGCAACAGUUUUGUGUAUAACAAGAGCAUCAACAUCGCUGUUGCUGUUGCUAUUGACGGUGGUUUAAUCACCCCGGUGCUUCAGAACGCCGAUAAGGUUGACAUUUAUUCAUUGUCUAGAAAAUGGAAAGAACUGGUUGAUAAGGCCAGAGCCAAGCAGCUGCAGCCUCAAGAGUACAACACUGGUACUUUCACUCUCUCUAACCUCGGAAUGUUUGGUGUUGACCGGUUUGAUGCCAUUCUUCCCCCUGGAACUGGAGCGAUUAUGGCUGUAGGGGCAUCACAACCUACAGUGGUUGCUACUAAAGACGGCCGCAUGGGCAUGAAAAGCCAGAUGCAGGUGAACGUGACGGCGGAUCAUCGUGUCAUUUAUGGAGCUGAUCUUGCACAGUUCUUGCAAACAUUGGCCAGCAUUAUUGAGGACCCAAAGGACCUUACAUUCUAG